Messenger RNA from Eremothecium sinecaudum, 4320 nucleotides. It is a transcript of the gene NUP170, whose product is annotated as Nup170p. Lineage: Eukaryota; Fungi; Ascomycota; Saccharomycetes; Saccharomycetales; Saccharomycetaceae. The record is from RefSeq and is a predicted model, not a curated record. Bases 1 to 4320 code for a protein of 1439 amino acids. Gene Ontology annotation, biological process: protein import into nucleus; protein localization to nuclear inner membrane; transcription-dependent tethering of RNA polymerase II gene DNA at nuclear periphery. The transcript has a single exon. Gene Ontology annotation, cellular component: nuclear pore; nuclear pore inner ring. Gene Ontology annotation, molecular function: structural constituent of nuclear pore.
AUGUCUAUAUUUUCUACGCCUUUGAAAAACAAUGUUGGGUAUAUAAAUGCGCUGGUACCGAACAACACGCAGCUUAAUAGAGGGGAUGCUUCGGCCAAUGUAGGGGGAGUAAAGACCGGAGGCGUGUUGGGUACUAAUGCUGCUAUAAUGGCCCCUAAUCAAUUUCAGCUUACUUCUUACAAUCCGAUGAGCAUCAAUACAUCGAACGAGCACGUGAGGAUUAAUGGGAUGGGCAGUAUGAGCCCAUUGGAACUUGCUUCGCAGUAUAUCGACCAUUUGCAAAUGCGUGACUCGACCACUAUGGUUUUGGAUGACAGGUCGUAUUACAACAACGGUGUAGACUAUAAUUUCAGUAAGGAAGUCGGAGGGCUUGGAGCCUUUACGCCGUUUGAAAGAGUGAAUGUAGUGAAUAUCCCGGAUGAGAUUUUGCAAGAAGUAUCUAAAGCUGAGACUCGUAACGAUAUGGGUAUAUUUCCGGACCUUGAUAGAUGCUGGAUUGUUAUCGACAAUAAACUGAUUUUAUGGAACAUCAAGGAUUCUACCGAUUUCCAGUCAAUUGAUGACAUAAAACAUACCAUAUUAAAAGUGCAUCUAGUAAAGCCGAAGAAGGGCGUCUUUGUUGAGUCAGUUGACUAUUUAUUAGUUAUUGCAACCCUGUUUGACAUAUAUCUGCUUGCCAUAACUUAUAAGAAAGAAGCCGGCGAGUUGAGUAUUUACAAUACUGGAAUGGUUGUGUCGGUCAACGGCUUAGAUGUAUUGGAUAUAGUCUCUUACGAGAAGACCGGACAGAUAUUUUUCGUUGGAAAAACCAAUGGAACCAACGUUUGGGAGCUCCAAUACUCAGCGUCUGAAGACUGGUUUAAUAGCAACUGCAAUAAGGUAUGUUUGACGCAGAUGGCUAUUUCUAACCUUCUACCAAGAAAUAUAAUCUCCAGCUUCCCUGGAAGUGGACUAAUACGUUCGUUUUUUGAAGAAAAAACGAAAUACUCCCAAGAAUGGAUUGUACAAUUAGCAAUCGAUAAUUCGAGAGGUAUUCUUUACUCACUGUCCUCGAAGUCGGUAAUUAGAGCCUACAAAAUUAACUCGAAGUCAUUGGAUGGGCCAGUGUCUAUUGAACUUGCAUAUAUUAAAAGGAUUAUUGGCACAACUAAUGCAAAAGGAGCCCCAAUUUUGGGUAAUAAUUAUCUCAAAAUUAUGAAGAUUGUAGUUGUUACACAGAUUGAAAACAACAACCUAUUUUUAAUAGCGAUCACUGUUGGAGGUGUCCGCCUUUACUUCAAUGGCUCGUCCAGCUCGACCAGUGUGGAGGCACUAACCUUGGAGUCAGUUAAGUUCCCACCAAGUUCUGUUAGUCCAGAAACUAUCGAACAAGAGCUCCAGCAGCAACAGCAACAAAAUCAGAUUAAGACCAUGCCAUUUUAUUCAUCUUUAAAUUCCUCUGAACCAAUACAGUUGAAAUACCAAAAAAAGUCAUCAGUUUUGCUGGAAACAACUCAGGCGUCUACCAUUAUUUCUCCUGGUAUAUUUUUUAGUGCCAUUCACAAGAAGCCGCAAACUACGAUGGACAACACUAACCAACCAACUAGAGCUCCCUCAUCAACCACUUCUGGACAGCGUAGAUUGUUUGUAAGUGUUCCUGAUUAUGGUGUGUUGAAGAACCAUGGGAAAUACUUUGAAAAUGCUACUUUCCUCGAUACCAACGGUUUGGUUAAAGAAAUUGCUCCAAUUACACCAUUGUUUAAUGCUACAAAUAAACCUGAGGGAUAUGCUAAUGCAUUUGCAACCCAAUACUCUGUCGAAGGGCUUAAGAUUGCCGUUUUAACUAAUACUUCGGUUGAAAUAUAUCGCUACCGUACCCCGGACCAAGUCUUUGAGUCAUUAGUCGAAAACCCACUUCCAUUUGUAUUGAAUUAUGGGUUAGCAGAAGCAUGCUCAUCAGCAUUGUUCGUUGCUUGUAAAUUUAACAGAGCGGAGCCCAUUAGGUCUAGUGCUUUAACUUUCUUUACAGUUGGUAUCCAGAAUGUUGUACAAAUAAAACCUAGGUACAACAACUACGCCGCUCCAGCUGUUACUUCGCUGUUGAGCAAACCUUCCCUCACAGUCACUCCAAAGAAACCUAAUUUAAUAAACAACAGCUCCUCUAGUGGAAAUGACAAUUAUAGUCUAGAUAAUGUUGUGCUGUCGUCUAGAUUUUACGGUAUUGCGCUUUUGGUUACAAGACUGUUCAGAGAUAUUUGGAAUAAGAACAUUUUUACUGUAAAUCCCGCCGCUAAGUUCGAUUAUCGAGGUAAUUUGAUCAAAGAAUCAGUUCCAAACGGUGACCUGGUAACUAUGGUUUCUAUUUCUAAGAGCAACCUAGAAUACUACUUGUCAUCAAUUAUGAUUUUAAACGAAUUUUUUAAUGCUUAUGGACCUUCUAUAACCAUGAUUGCUACCACGGGCAUAUCGGCCGGCAAGUCUGUUGAUCGUUCUGAAGAGGUUGCACAUCAAGCAGAGAAUAUUGCAAUCAAUGCGAUGAGUAGGCUGGUUCAAUCAAUUAAAGAGGCUUUGUCAUUCUUAAAUGUCCUUUUCGAAGAAAGUGAAAUUGAGGGCUAUGAGGGCCAAUACUUGGCUUUCAACGAUAUUAUGAAAUUUUUAAACCUUGAUUUCCAGGUUGACUUGACGAAAUUGAAAUUUAAAGAUAUAUUCGCACCAAAUGAUGUAUCUAAGGCCCUUGUAAGGGAAAUUCUAUCUUCCAUCAUCAAUAGAAGUAUAUCGAGAGGUGGUUUCAUUGAAUACAUCGCCACAGCUUUGCAGGAACGUUGUGGUUCAUUCUUUUCCAGCUCUGAUGUGCUUGGAUUCCGUGCGGUUGAGCAUUUGAAAAAAGCUAAAGAAGUUGGUUUGAGAGAUUUUGACACUUCAAACUAUCAUUUAACUAAUGCAACUAGACUAUUUGAGAAAAUAGUUGACGACAUUUCGAUCGAAAAACUAAAGGAAGCUGUCUCCAUCAUGUUUGAGUUGAACUACUACCCAAAGACAAUAGAGUUUUUGCUAAAUAUUGCAAACUCAAUUGACAAAGGAAAGUUGGCUUAUCAGUAUGUUUCUGACGGCUCUUUGGAACACGAUGAGAAGAAAAAGUACUUUGAUAAACGGGUAGCAAUUUACGACUUAGUUUUUGAAGCCCUUGUGAGUGUUGAUAACCUGGCUUCAAAGAAUAAUCAAAACUCAGUGAUUGAAAAUGCUUCAGCGGAAAACAGUGAAUUUACCAAGUUGAGGGAAGAGAGUUACAGGACUGCCUUGACGUACGAUGAUAAGUUAUUCCAUUAUCAACUUUAUGAUUGGUUAGUUGCACAAAAUAGCCAAGAGAAAUUAUUACAACUGGAUACUGAUUUUAUUUUGCCUUACUUGCAGGAAAAGUCUGUUUCCAGUUUGGAAAUAUCAAGUCUAUUGUGGGUGUAUCAUUCAAAAAGGUCGAACUUUUUGGCUGCUGCACAAAUUUUAUACGCACUAUCGUUUUCCGAUUUUGACAUCAAAUUGAGCACUAGAAUUGAAUAUCUAUCAAGAGCCAAUGGUUUCUGUAACGGCGUUUGCCCUCCAAAUCAAAGGCAUCAAAUGAUACAACUAUGUAGCAUGGUUCAAGAGUUAUUUGAUGUCGCAAUCGUGCAGGACGAACUUUUAUCGCUUGUCAACAAUGAUUCUCGGAUCGAUGAACAAAGCAAGAAGGAUUUAGUGACACAGCUCGACGGCAAGAUUCUUCCAGUAAGUGACUUGUUUAAUGACUUUGCAGACCCAUUGGGUUACUACGAGGUUUGCCUAACUAUAUUUAAGAUCUCAGAUUUCCGUAACCACGAGGAAAUUAUGGCAAAGUGGAUGGAACUGUUUGAUUCUCUCAAAAGUGAAUUAAGAUCAGACGGAAACGACAUUGAUGAAAGCGCAAACUUCAUAAAUCUCCUUUCUAGUGUUGUGAUAAAAACCGGCAAAAGUGUACGCACGAGUGAAUUUGUUUUCCCCAUUGCAGACAUUUUACCAAUAAUCAGUAACUUAUUCUAUGAAAGUCUUCCAAACGAGCAUAUACAACCUGGCUCGAUUGCUUCCAUUUUCAUUACGGCGGGUGUUUCCUAUGAUAAAUUAUACUAUGUCCUUAAGGACCUGAUAGAAACGUCGGAAUCUAUAAACACCGCGUACAAGAAAGAAAUAAUCUGGUUAAUUAAAGACUGGUAUCAAUCGGACAGGAAGCUGAGAGACAUCCUAAAGUAUGAUGAGAUACGCAAUUUAGGAGACUACAGCAUUGAAACAGACCCUAUUGACAAAUACAUGAAAAUGACUGGUAACAGCAUUUGA